Glycine soja is the source of this 1649-nucleotide messenger RNA. RefSeq names its product protein IQ-DOMAIN 14. NCBI's taxonomy places the organism in Eukaryota, Viridiplantae, Streptophyta, Magnoliopsida, Fabales, Fabaceae. Gene Ontology annotation, molecular function: protein binding. The record is from RefSeq and is a predicted model, not a curated record. The transcript has 5 exons. The coding region runs from base 100 to 1272 and encodes 390 amino acids.
CUUGGCUUUCCCCCCUCUUUCUUCUAUAAAAUAUAGGAUGUGCUUGAGGACUAGAAAUGUUAUGUGAAGAAUUUGGUUUGGAUGAUGUCAUAAAUCUUCAUGGCAAAGAGGAAGAGCUGGUUUGGAUGGGUAAAAAGGCUAUUCACUUCUGAGUCAAAGGACAACAAAAAGCCAAACAGAUGGGGGUGGAGUUUUGGAAGGAUUAAGCAGAAACAGUAUCCUACAAUUACAGCUCCAAAUAGGACACUGAUUGAAGCAAGUGAAGAGCAGAGAAAGCAUGCUUUAACCGUCGCUAUUGCAACUGCAGCAGCUGCUGAGGCUGCAGUUGCUGCUGCACAUGCUGCUGCUGAGGUUGUCAAGCUCACUGGCACUUCUCGCUCUUACUCAUAUCUUUCCAAGGGAGACAAAAGUUUAGCUGCCAUCAAGAUUCAGAGCACGUACCGUGCACAUCUUGCUAGGAAAGCAUUAAGAGCAUUGAAAGGAGUUAUAAGACUUCAAGCCAUAAUUCGGGGUCAAGCUGUGAGACGUCAAGUGUCAAACAACAUUUUGCAGAAUUUUCCCUCCAAUGUAAGAAAUCAGGUGGGAAUUCAGGAAAGAAGCAGCCAUAAUACUGCUGAACAGAUCCAGCAAAGUCCAAAGCAGAAGAAAAAGAUAGAAGAGAAGGAACUGAAGUCUGAAUGCCAUGGUCAAAGAACAUGGGAUUGUAGCUUGCUCUCAAGAGAAGACAUUGAAGCUAUAUGGUUUAGAAAACAAGAGGCCAUGGUCAAAAGAGAGCGCAUGAAACAGUACUCUUCUUCACAAAGGGAGACAAAAAAUAACCAAAUGUUGGAAGAAUCUGUACACAACAAGGACUUCGGAAGAGAGAGCUGCCACACACUUGGAGAUUGGCUACAUCAAGAAACACGUGAUUGGGAUUUGGUUUAUAAACCAACUCUUACUUCAAACUUGAUAACAACAAAAAAAGAAUUUCAAGAAGGGUUGAGUACACAAACUUCAAUCCCAAGGAAAUCAUUUUCUCUUGUAAAAAGAAGCUUAAAUGGGGAUGAGAGUUCCAUGUCAAAUUCUCUAGUUUUUCCCACUUACAUGGCUGUUACUGAAUCCAGCAAAGCAAAGAUGAGGUCUAUUAGCACACCAAAGCAAAGAACAGGAAUUCUGGAUAUAUGCUCCAAUCAGAAUGAGCCUCACAAGGAAGGCAUUUUCUUUGGCUCUUCUUAUUAUGGUGCAACUAGUAGCACCAAUGAAAACAGUGCAAGUUAUCAACAAAGAUGCUAGAGUGCAAAUAGGUUUUGUUAUCAUUAUAAGAUGUGCUAUCUGGUUCAAGGCAUGAUUUGCUCAAGUCAUCAGAAGUAUGGAGGGGAAAACUAAGUUUAUUUCCUGUUUGAUCCUUCACAUCUUACAAAUCUUCACAUACAUGUAAGAAGUGAAUUUUCUGACCCUUAUCUAUAUAUUUGUUUUGAAGAAGAUUUUCUUCCUUGUUUUGGAGAUGAGAAAAUGUUACUUUUUACAAUUGGGUACAUAAUACAUAUCUAAAACGUUAUACAUCUUUAUCUCUUGUAUUUUUCAUUUAUCUAUCUAAGUUUGCAGCUGAUUUGCAAAAUAACUAUGGAUUGUAAUGAAGACAUUUGAUUUGAAUAUUAAAUAAACCUAUU